Drosophila bipectinata is the source of this 1171-nucleotide messenger RNA. It is a transcript of the gene Pex19, whose product is annotated as peroxin 19. The record is from RefSeq and is a predicted model, not a curated record. NCBI's taxonomy places the organism in Eukaryota, Metazoa, Arthropoda, Insecta, Diptera, Drosophilidae. Gene Ontology annotation, cellular component: peroxisome; peroxisomal membrane. Gene Ontology annotation, biological process: protein import into peroxisome membrane.
UCGGCCAUCUGGCAACACUGCACAAUAAGGUGCAAAUCAGAAAAGGGUCCCCGCAAUUACACAAUGUCUGAGGAAAAGCAAAAUGGAGAUGAAUUAAACGACCUGCUAGACAGUGCUCUGCAGGAUUUCGACAAAUCCGGUGGCGGUGGUGACAAGGGGGACAAGGACAAAUCCAAGGCCACAGAUGCGGCUGCUGAAGAUGGUGCCGACGGUUCAGAAGAUCCAGAUGCAUUUUUCGUUGAGCAGGCCAAGGUACUGGCCGAUCGUAUGAACACGUUGUUUGGUGGGCCGAACACACCCACCGGGGAUAUUCCUCCACUGCCUCAAGAUCCAGACCAGAUUAUGGCUGGAUUCAAGAAAAUGGCUGAGGCGGCCGCCCUUACUCUUAGUGGCGAGAACUCAGCCAACGAUGAGGACGUGUCCAAGUACUCCGACAGCAUUUCGCAGGCACUCAAGGGUCUGCAGGAAGGUUCCGAGAACCUGUCGGCACCGGCUUCCGAAAACGACAUAGCCAGCAUGUUCGGCUCGCUGAAUCUAGACGGCACUGGUGAGGCCGAUGGUAACAUGUUCCUUCCCUUCAUGGAGGGAAUGAUGCAAAGCCUACUCUCCGCUGAAAUCCUGUUGCCAAGCAUCAAGGAACUGCUGGAAAAGUACCCCAAGUACCUAGAAGAAAAUGACGCCAAGCUGUCGGCCGAGGACAAGGAGAGAUACCAGAAGCAAUUAGAACUCUACAAGGUGAUUGAGGGGCAUUUACAGAGCGAAAAGCCCGAAGAUUCAGCGGCCACCAAGAGGGAGAAGUUCCGCGUUGUGCUGGACGACAUGCGCAAACUGCAGGAUUACGGCCAGCCGCCACCAGAAAUUCUGGCUGAGACGGGCGGCGACCUGCCGUUCGGGGACCCCACUGCCGGCGGCUUGGCUGCCGGUCCGAAUCCGCAAUGCCCCACCAUGUAGUCGUUGUCGCUGGCGGAACACAGUCGUCUCGUGGUGUGCCAAUUGGUUAACUGUUGAGUGUUGCACAUUUAGGAUAAGGAAUUUUUAUUUUACUUUAAUCCCCGACAAAACAAUGUGGCGGUCGUUAAGGGUUACGUCUCUUUAACCAAAAAAUUGUAUUAUCAGUUGGUUUAUUUUAUUUUUCUAUAACUAAAUACAAAGAAUCGACAGCGAAAUAGAA